Molecule: messenger RNA, 1030 nt
Organism: Phoenix dactylifera (date palm)
Lineage: Eukaryota; Viridiplantae; Streptophyta; Magnoliopsida; Arecales; Arecaceae
Product: non-specific lipid transfer protein GPI-anchored 11-like
Biological process (GO): lipid transport
Molecular function (GO): lipid binding
Source: RefSeq, a predicted model, not a curated record
CUUUACCACUUCUUCCAUCCAUCAUUCCACCCAUCUCCAAGAGUGCCAUGUGUUUAUCACACCAACCCUCGCCUUUCCCUCUUCUAACACCCGCUUCCACACCUCUCUCUCUCAGGGACACCCCCACCCCAACCUUUUCCUCUUCCAUAUCCUCCCUUCCUCCCCUCUCCCCCUUAUCCAAAAGACUAUAUUAAUCCUCCACUCCAAGGCCAUUCCACAAGCACCAGCCAUUUCCCAUACUCUUUUGUUGCAUUUCAAUUUAUCCUUGCUGAGACAGCAAUGGUUUGGGCUGGCAGGUGUGCAUGGGUCCUUGCCCUUUGGCUCGGCCUGGCCAUGUUGCAUGGGGAUGGGGCUCAGGUGGGUGCGCCUUCACCCUCCAUGGACUGCACCUCUGCCCUCCUCAGCCUGGCUGACUGCCUGACCUUUGUGGAGCCAGGGAGCAACGUGACCAAGCCCCAGGGGAAUUGCUGCUCUGCCCUCAAGAAGGUGGUCAAGGAGGAGGUGGCCUGCCUCUGUGAGGCCUUCAAGGGGAGUUCGGCCUUUGGGAUCACCAUCAACAUGACCAAGGCCCUCACCCUCCCCUCUGCCUGUGGGAUCACCACCCCUCCCUUCAGCAAGUGCAAGAUUGCAUUUGAUGGAGCGCCUGGUUCAGCCCCCGCCCCAUCACCAUCCAGUGGAGCACCUGGAAGUGCUUCGACUCCAUCAUCAAGGCCUUCAGGCGCCCGAGCUUUAUCGGCUCCAUCCUUGGUCGUUGUUCUUGCUGCUGCAGCAGUUGCUCUUUGGUUUCACUACAUUUGAGAACUUAGCUCCUGUGUCCAUGCAUGUAUCUCUUUUCUAGUCGAUAUGAAACGAGUCUUUUUGGUGGUGUUGCUUGAGUUGUAUCCCGGGGAUUUCUUUUGGUUUCAUUGAGCUCUCAGUUUGGUGCUGUUCUCACACAAACAUCAUCAUUUAUGUUAAGACUAUUUUUAUACUAGUAGAUUUCGUGUUUAAUGCUAGAAGAGUAUGUCUGUAUUGCCGGUUUGGCAUCUCA